CCGGGGGAAGGGAAAGGGCAGCAGAGCGCUGGUCCGAGCGCGAAGCAGAGGGGGCGCAGGCAGUGCUGGGCGCGGACUGCGAGCAGAGGGGCUGGCGGAGAGCCUUGGGGCGCAGUGAGGGGCACCCGCGAGCCCAGGGCGAAGAGUCCAACAAACAGACUGCGCUCCUGUGGCCUUACAUAUGGGCAGCAGGACUACAGGAUAGUAUCCCUAAAUAAAGAGAGACUACAGGGCUGAUCAGAAAGGAUGAGAAACAAGAAAGAUACUCUUUAUUUCUGAAAGAGCACUACCUUAGGUAAAAGAGUUGGAACCAGUUCAGUGAACACUGAGUGCUUGGCCCGUGAAAAAUCCGAAGUGGCCAUUUUUACUGGAGACCACCAAGGGAAGGAGAGCUAAGGUAGUCCUCUCACUGUGGAAGACAGCAUAGCCUUGCUGACCAGGAGCAUGUGGCUGCUGAUAACCCUUAUCAGUAACAAGAGGACAGCCUCACAUUGCCUCACAUAACAUCCUGCAAUCCUUCCCCCACCUUCCCUGUUGCUAUGGAGACCACCAAUGGGGCUGAGACCUGGCAUGAGAGCCUGCACGCUGUGCUGAAGGCUUUAAAUGCCACUCUUCACAGCAACUUGCUCUGCCGGCCAGGGCCAGACAACCUGACUGAGGAGAAGCGGGCCAGCCUGCCUGGCCGCAAUGAUAACUCCUACAUGUACAUCCUCUUCGUCAUGUUCCUCUUUGCUGCUACUGUGGGCAGUCUCAUCCUCGGAUACACCCGCUCCCGCAAAGUGGACAAGCGCAGUGACCCCUAUCAUGUGUACAUCAAGAACCGUGUGUCUAUGCUCUGAUGCUAAGAGGCCGGGGAUGGCAGAAGAUCAAGAUACCCAAGGAUUAUCUUCUGGGGCCUCCAGAACUCAUCUAUGGGCCAUAUCCAGCCUGUGUGUCCUUAUCUGUAAGAUUAACAAGAAACAGUGCUAUGGGAGGUCAUUGUCAGGGUGGGAAGAGAAGAUCUGGCGGACCUGGGCCUUGUGGAUAAGGAUUUUUUUCCAGCAAAGAUAGACUUUCUAGCCUUUGGGAGCCCUAUGAACAAAUACAUACACACAGCAACAUAUAAUAAAAAAUGAGUGGCCUAGUGGCCAGAGUGUUGGGGUAUAGGGGUUCAAGGAAGGAGAACAGGAAGUCAUAGCAAGGAGAAAUGAGAUAGGAAAAUACCCUGUUCAGUUCAGUUCAGUCGUUCAGUCGUGUCCGACUCUUUGUAACCCCAUGAAUUGCAGCACGCCAGGCCUCCCUGUCCAUCACCAACUCCCGGAGUUCACUCAAACUCAGGUCCAUAGAGU
Bubalus bubalis (water buffalo) is the source of this 1328-nucleotide messenger RNA. RefSeq names its product potassium voltage-gated channel subfamily E regulatory subunit 3 (gene KCNE3). Bases 540 to 839 code for a protein of 99 amino acids. The transcript has 4 exons. The record is from RefSeq and is a predicted model, not a curated record. Gene Ontology annotation, molecular function: potassium channel regulator activity; voltage-gated potassium channel activity involved in ventricular cardiac muscle cell action potential repolarization; transmembrane transporter binding. Gene Ontology annotation, biological process: negative regulation of delayed rectifier potassium channel activity; membrane repolarization during action potential; ventricular cardiac muscle cell action potential. Lineage: Eukaryota; Metazoa; Chordata; Mammalia; Artiodactyla; Bovidae. Gene Ontology annotation, cellular component: membrane.